This is a messenger RNA of Hyaloperonospora brassicae, 1740 nucleotides long. The record is from the annotation of a GenBank genome assembly. Lineage: Eukaryota; Oomycota; Peronosporomycetes; Peronosporales; Peronosporaceae.
AUGAGCGCGUUGUUCCCAGCGCCCGUGCGCCCGUACGCGACGUUUUCCGACGCCGCUGCGGCGUCCACACCUGCGUCCGCGCCAUCCCCCCACCCCCCUGCGCCGUCGAUCCCACGCUACCCGCUGCGGGUAGCCAGUCGCUUCGUCCCGCGGCGCCCGAGCGACUUUGGCGACGGCGGGGCGUACCCCGAGCUCCAUGUGGCCCAAUUCCCGUUAGAAAUGGGUACAACUCGACCCGGGCGGUCGGCCCUUGCUUUCAAUACAGGCACCCUCGCUCUAAGCGUCCACGGCGACGACGGGCGCGUAAACUACGACGCCAUUGUGACGCACCGGCGCGCACACAAAGUGUACACCAACUUUAGUGCCCUCGUCGAAAAGCGCUCGGCCGGACCCCAUGCGCGGCCGUCGCCCGACGAAGAAGCGGCCGCGGCCGUCCGCACGCGCGACGCGCUCCACGCGCACGUGCAGCAGCAGCAGCAGAGCGCUCUGCCGACGGGUGUCGCGCGCCAGCGACCGGCGCAGUACAUUCGGUACACCCCACACGACCAGUCGCGAGGAGCUAUUGAGUCGAAAGCUGAGUCGAAAGCUGCGGAGUCGGAUACUGGCGGACUGAAGCAGCGGAUUGUCCGGAUAACGGACGUGGCGAAAGACCCCAUGGAGCCGCCCAAGUUCCGGCACACGAAGGCAGUGCGGGGGCCGCCGUCGCCGCCAGUGCCGGUGCUGCACUCGCCGCCGCGGAAGCUGACGGUCGCGGACCAGCAGUCGUGGAAGAUCCCGCCGUGCAUUUCGAACUGGAAGAACGCAAAGGGGUUUACGAUUGCACUGGACAAGCGGCUCGCGGCCGACGGCCGCGGGCUGCAGCAGGUGACUGUGAACGACCAGUUUGCCAGUCUGUCGGAGGCGCUGGCGAUCGCCGAGCGCAAAGCGCGGGAAGAAGUGAACAUGCGCGCGCAAGUGCACAAGAAGCUCGCGAUGAAGCAGAAGGAGCACAAGGAGAGCGAGUUGCGUGCGCUUGCGUCCAAGGCUCGGAUGGAGCGGGCAGGGCCUCGAGGGGGAGGUGCAGGCUACGACAGGGACGACGAGGAAGGUCGGUCGAGUCGACGUGGACGUGGACGCUCGAUGACCGGCGAGAAGGCGUUGGCGCACUUGCCGAGUGAUGACGACGAAGGUGAGAGCGACGAGAAGGCUCGUCGCGAACGGGAUCGUAUCCGUCGCGAGCGCAAGAAAGAGCGCGAGCGCGAAAUGCGCCUGGAGAAGUUGGGCAAGAAGGGCAAAUUGGCGCGGGAUGAAGACCGAGACGUGUCGGAGAAGAUUGCGCUGGGUCAGCUCCAAGGUGGCGGCCGGGCUGGCGGCAGCGAUGGCAUGUUUGACGCGCGGCUGUUUAAUCAGUCGCAGGGCAUUAGUUCUGGCUUUGGCCAAGAGGACGAGUACAGUGUCUACUCGAAGCCGAUGGUGGAUCGCGGCAAAGCCAGUGUGUAUCGCCCGAAGGAUGUUGAUGGUGUAUUUGACGCUGAUAAGGAGUACGACGAGCUAAAGGGCGGUCAUGCAAAGCGUUUCAAGGCUGACAAACAGUUUCGAGGUACCGAAGCCGUGGCGCGAGGUGGAGCUCGAGAUGGCCCGGUGCAGUUUUCCAAGGACAGCGAAGAUGAUCCGUACGGACUUGACCAGUUCCUGACCGAUGCGCGGACGGGCACCGGCAAUGAGCGCCGCUCGCGUGGUCGAGACCGUCAUCGUCGCUAG